Oncorhynchus keta (chum salmon) is the source of this 2957-nucleotide messenger RNA. Its product is annotated as importin subunit alpha-6. Gene Ontology annotation, biological process: NLS-bearing protein import into nucleus. Gene Ontology annotation, cellular component: cytoplasm; nucleoplasm; nucleus. Gene Ontology annotation, molecular function: nuclear import signal receptor activity; protein binding. NCBI's taxonomy places the organism in Eukaryota, Metazoa, Chordata, Actinopteri, Salmoniformes, Salmonidae. The coding region runs from base 146 to 1759 and encodes 537 amino acids. The record is from RefSeq and is a predicted model, not a curated record. The transcript has 14 exons.
CACUGGUUGUUGAUCCAAGGAGGGUUACUGGGAAAUUUUAAGCGAUACAAGACGCCAUAUUGCUCUCAGCUGGACUCGGGAGUUUGCGUGAAGGAAAUAAUAAUACCUAGCUACACCUAGGCGUUUCUGACAUUAUUCAUCUAAAAUGGACGAGAUGGCAAGCCCAGGGAAUGACCGAAUGAAGAGUUACAAGAACAAAGCGCUGAACCCACAGGAGAUGCGCCGGAGGAGAGAGGAGGAGGGGAUCCAACUUCGCAAACAGAAGAGAGAAGAGCAGCUGUUCAAGAGGAGGAAUGUGUGUGUGCCCUCGGGUGACGAGUCCAUGUUGGAAUGCCCUGUCCAGGACCCCGACAUCAGCUCCACUGCACCAGUCUCAGGUGAAGGUGUCAUAACUCCAGACAUGAUCCAGAUGAUCUUCUCUGAGGAUCCAGACCAGCAGCUGAUCGCCACACAGAAAUUCAGGAAGUUACUCUCCAAAGAGCCCAACCCUCCCAUCGAUGAGGUCAUUCUCACCCCAGGGGUCGUCAAUAAGUUUGUGGAGUUUCUCAAGAGGAGUGAGAACUGCACUCUUCAGUUUGAGGCAGCCUGGGCCCUGACCAACAUUGCCUCUGGGACCUUCCUGCACACCAAGGUGGUUAUUGAGAUGGGAGCCGUGCCCAUCUUCAUCGAGCUGCUCAACUCGGACUACGAGGACGUCCAGGAGCAGGCCGUGUGGGCCCUGGGGAACAUCGCCGGGGACAACGCAGAGUGCAGAGACUACGUUCUCAACUGUGGCAUCCUGCCCUCCCUACAACAACUGCUGGCUAAAUCCAACCGUCUCACCACAACUAGGAAUGCUGUAUGGGCUCUGUCUAACCUGUGUAGAGGGAAGAACCCCCCCCCUGACUUCACCAAGGUGUCUCCCUGUCUGAGUGUGCUGUCCAGGCUGCUGUUCAGUAGUGACCCAGAUGUGUUGGCUGAUGCCUGCUGGGCCCUCUCUUACCUGUCUGACGGACCCAAUGACAAGAUACAGACCGUCAUCGACUCUGGGGUCUGCCGCAGACUGGUGGAGCUACUCAUGCACAGUGACUAUAAGGUGGUCUCUCCCGCGCUGCGUGCUGUGGGAAACAUAGUGACAGGCGAUGACAUUCAGACUCAGGUGAUUCUGAACUGCUCGGCAUUGCCCUGCCUAUUACACCUGCUCAGUAGUCCCAAGGAGUCCAUCAAGAAGGAGGCCUGCUGGACUGUGUCUAACAUUACAGCUGGAAACAGAGCACAGAUCCAGACGGUGAUAGAUGCCAACAUCUUCCCAGUGCUGAUAGAGAUUCUUCAGAAGGCAGAGUUCCGCACCAGGAAGGAAGCAGCGUGGGCUAUAACCAACGCUACCUCUGGGGGCACUCCUGAGCAGAUCAGGUACCUGGUUAGUCUGAACACCAUCAAGCCCAUGUGUGACCUGUUGACAGUGAUGGACAGUAAGAUAGUGCAGGUGUCACUGAACGGCCUGGAGAACAUCCUGAGACUGGGAGAGCAGGAAGCCAAGCAGAACGGCACCGGCAUCAAUCCUUACUGUGCCCUCAUAGAGGAAGCCUAUGGUCUGGACAAGAUAGAGUUCCUGCAGAGCCAUGAGAAUCAGGAGAUCUACCAGAAGGCUUUUGACCUGAUCGAGCAUUACUUUGGUGUGGAGGAGGAGGACGCCAGCAUCGCCCCACAGGUGGACCAGAACCAAGGCCAGUUUAUCUUCCAGCAGCAAGACGGGCCCAUGGAGGGCUUCCAGCUCUAACCACACCUUGACCUUUGACCUUCACCCCUCUCCCUCUGAGUAUCUACUACUAUCACCCCAGAGAGUCCAGUCUCCAUAGGGCUGUUUUAGACCUGAACUGAUGACACUACCCCAUCUCUCCUUUCUCACUGGACCCACCUGCUCCACCUCUCUCUCCAAAUCUUCCUCCAUGCCACCCUAUCUGGAAAGAGCGAGCACGAGAGAGAGAGACUGACUGAAAGACUGACUGAGGACAGCUCAUUCUUAGUGUUUGAGACUUCCUGCAGCUGUAUGAAUAUGAAAGAAAGAGUUGGCUGAUAUUUUGUCUUACUCCCUAAAAUGUUUUUAUUUGAUCAUUUUCAUUAUCAUUAUUUCCUGUGAUAUUAUUAUAAUACAUUAUUAUUAUAACGACACUGGUGUCUCAAUCGUCCUCCAUAUCUCCUUUUUUAAAUGUGAAAUGACCUGUUCAGUCUUCAAAAUAAAACAAAAGAUAUGAACACAUGAAGCAUUUGACUGAAGAUGCUCUGGAUUUCACCAGAUAGUCCAAACUAGUUUCCUGAAGAGGUUUAGUGACUGUAUCAGCUCAUUUCCUCACUUGUACCCUUUGACCAGAGCUGAGAGAACAGUAGGCUACUGACAGCCUACUGUUUUCAUUGGGAGGAUGUACAUUGUGUGAAGAUGAUAAUGUGUGUAUCCCAGUGACAUAGUAUUUAAGUUGGAAAGCAACUGCACAUCUUUCUCUGGGGUCUCUAUUCAAUGUUGAAAUGGACUAUGGUUGACCUGGAGAUUCCUAAUCUUAUUUAUUCAGUUGAAAUGUCUUUCUGCUCAUUUGAGAGAAAGAUGGUCAACAACUGUCAUUAUCUUCUCCACUCCUUGGCCCUGGCUGCAAUAUUAACGUUAGAAUAACAUCAGGACACCAGCUGCAUCGAACUGACCGCAGUAAUGUAGAUGCAUUGUGUAGGGCAGCACUGCAUGUAACUUGCUGCAUUAGUCAAAGCGUUUAGCCAGUCUUAUGCUUAUCUAUAACAAUGUUACGGUAGGAUUGACACAACAUUAGGGUAACGUUGAGGAGUGUUCUGCUUGUGUGAGUGCUCCUUAUUGAAGCACCGCCUGCCAGCCACAGUACAGGACCAGACGGGUUAGGUUCAGUGACUAGCGUCUGUCGUGUGAUGCAGUGUCUGUAACAAUCUCCAGGUGAAUAAAAACACAGGCUCUCAGA